AGAAGAAUUCCUUUAAAAGUCAUUUUUGAAGAAGUAGACAAACCUAAAUCUGUGUCUCAUCUCCAAGGAAUAUGAACAAGAUGCCUGCUGGUGAACAAGAACGUGAAUAUAAUGAAGACAGGAAGUACUACUCUAAAGGAGUUAAACUGGUGAGAAAAAAGAAAAAAAUUCCUGGUUACUCUUGGGGGGACAUUAAGAUAAACAUCAUAGGUGAAAAGGAUGAUUCACCAAUUCAUUUCUGUGACAAAUGUGAUUUGCCUAUUAAAAUCUAUGGGCGAAUAAUUCCAUGCAAGCAUGCUUUUUGCUAUAACUGUGCUAAUUUAUAUGACAAAAUCGGAUAUAAAAUAUGUCCACGCUGUAGUUAUCCUGUGCUGCGAAUUGAGGAGCAUAAACGAGGUUCUGUCUUCAUGUGUAGUGUUGUUCAGGGAUGCAAGAGAACAUAUUUGUCUCAGAAAAGCUUACAGGCUCAUAUCAAACGCCGCCAUAAAAGAGCUCGAAAACAAGUUACCAGCGCUUCGCUUGAAAAAGUUCGUCCUCAUAUUGCUCCGCCACGAACUGAAAUCGCUGAAAUCCCUAAAAGACUGCUAGACAGGGACCAUCUAAACUAUAUUCCACCAGAGCAGCACACCAUGAUGUCACUACCGUCUAUGCAACAAAUGCCACACGAGCAACAUAAUCAGCCACAUAAGGAUCUUCAGGUUCCUCCCCCAGAACUAUCUCCAAGUCCGCCUUUUCCCAUCCAGUGGGAAACCGUUAGUGUUUUUACAAGAAAACACGGCAAUUUAAUAGUUGAUCAUAUUCAGAAUAACUCAGAUUCUGGUGCUAAGAAGCCAUCACCUCCUGACUAUUAUCCUGAGUAUCAAAGUCAACCAGUGGUAUCGUCCCCUUGUCAUAUUAUGCCUCAAGAACAGCAUUAUGCACCACCUCCAUCUCCAUCAUCACCAGUAAACUACCCAAUGCCAUAUCCUCCUCAGGAUGUAGGUACUCCUAACUUGGUUUCUAGCCAAGCGCCAGCUCUAACCACGACCUAUGAUCUAUCACUUGGAUAUAUUAUUGCCCAGGUGCCACCUUAUAUGAAUUCUCCUCCACCAUGUGCUCCCCAGUCUCAAAAUGGCAAUUCAUCUGCAAGUGAAUUUGCUUUUCACCACUAUAACCCUAACUUUUUACCUCAGUUCACUGAAAAUCAAGAAACCUUGAGCCCUCAGUUUACACAAACAGAUGCAACGGAUCACAGAAGAUGGCCUGCAUGGAAAGGGCUGCCAUCUCCUCCACCAACAUGGAGUCCACCUCCUUCAACCCUACAUGGUGGAUCACAUCAUUCAUACCAGAGAAGACAUAGACCAUGUUAAGCAUGAUAAUAGUAUUUUGAACUGAAGACCUGAUGGGGAAAAAAACUUCAACUUCUAUACUGUACUGUGGAUAAGUGGCUCAGUUCAGCACAGCUAGCUGUAGUUUAACAACUUUGUUCCUCUGGUGUGGUAAAUUGACCUAAAGGUGACCUCUGAUGAUUUCCUGAAAUAAAUAUGCAUUGUUACAUUUUCAAAA
This is a messenger RNA of Mandrillus leucophaeus (drill), 1545 nucleotides long. It is a transcript of the gene CBLL2, whose product is annotated as zinc finger protein 645. The coding region runs from base 72 to 1349 and encodes 425 amino acids. Gene Ontology annotation, biological process: protein ubiquitination; regulation of cell adhesion. The transcript has a single exon. The record is from RefSeq and is a predicted model, not a curated record. Lineage: Eukaryota; Metazoa; Chordata; Mammalia; Primates; Cercopithecidae. Gene Ontology annotation, molecular function: ubiquitin protein ligase activity.